Dictyostelium discoideum AX4 is the source of this 4137-nucleotide messenger RNA. RefSeq names its product EGF-like domain-containing protein. The record is from RefSeq and is a predicted model, not a curated record. NCBI's taxonomy places the organism in Eukaryota, Evosea, Eumycetozoa, Dictyosteliales, Dictyosteliaceae. Bases 1 to 4137 code for a protein of 1378 amino acids. The transcript is spliced from 5 exons.
AUGAUAAAGAAAAUUUUAUUAAUAAUCCUAACAUUGGUGAUAAUAAAUAGCUUUUCAACAAUAAAUAAUUUAAUAAUUGGGGUUGAAGGACAGUUUCAAUUGUAUGAUAUUACAAAUCAAGAAGAAGGUGCUUAUAAUAGAUACCCAGAUUCAACAAAUCAAAAAAUUUGUUCAUAUGUUUUUUCGAUUGCAAUAGUUGAUUACUCGAAUAGUGGGGCAACUUUGAAUGUUUUCACCAAUGAUACAGAUGCAAUGGUCUAUCAAAUCAUUAGGAAAGAAUAUGGAGGAAUUGCCACAGUUAUAGUUAAAAAUAAAACACCAAAUACUUAUACAUUAUUAAUAAAUGCAACAUUGCAAAAUGGUCAAAAUAUUUAUAAGAAUAUCUCAAUAACUUAUUCUUGUGAAUAUAUCCCUCGAGAAUUGAUGAAGGUCAAUGUUUUAACAAGUAACAAUUAUAAAUUUACAAUUAAUCCUUAUACAACAUUAAUACACUUUACAGGUUUAAAAUAUCAAAUAUCUUAUCUAAAUGUUUCAAGUCCUUCUUGGAUAAACAUAAAUAAUUUUUAUUCAAAUUUAUUAUAUGUUAGUGUAGAUUUUAAUAAAUAUAAUUUUGUACCAGAGUCUAAUAUAUCAAUACUUUUCUUGGAUAGUUCAGAUCAACAAUAUACUGUGAAUAUUACAAUUCCUUUUUUUUAUUUUUCAAAAAUGAAUGUAGAAGAAAAGGAUAUUACAUUCAAGAUCUAUCCAAACCAAACCGAUGUUACAGUACUUGGAGUUAAUUGUUCACCAGUUUACUCUAUUACAUUAAAUGAAACCAUUGAAUAUGAUCCAUUAUUUAUUGAAGAUGUUUCACGUCGUAUGCCUACUCCAUCAUAUGAAAUACCAGGAAAAGGUACAACAUUCAUUGGUUAUGUUUAUACACAAUAUUCUAUUUUCGCACAAAUUAAUAACUCAUUAACAACAAUUUAUAGUAACCCAAAUUUAAAUGUUUCAAAAAACUUUAAUUUUACAUUUCCAAAUGUCAUUGUUGAACCAGUAUCAUUACCUUUAAUAUUAAACUCAACAAUGUUUUCAUUUGGGUUCACUUCAAGUUUUCAGUAUGCAAUUUUUCCAUUUUAUUUUAGAUGGAAUUUAGGUUUUCAAUAUAUCUUUAGUUGGCCAUUUGGGUUUGAAAGUGGUCAAAAUUCAAACUAUUCUUUAAAAGUAUCAUUUUUAAAACCCACGUAUUCGCCAAACAAUUUUGGUUUAUUGACCUUUAAUAAUGAAAAUUUUAUUAUUCAAAUAGACAAUACGAUAAAUUCAUCAUUACUACCAUUAGAAUUAGAAUCAUGUAAAGUUAUAUACCUUUUUGAACAAUUUCAUUUAUUAAUAAUUAAAAUAAAACCAACAUAUAAAGAGAUUGGUUAUAAUCUUUUCAUUCAAAUUAAUGAUGAUGCAAAUGCAAUAUAUAGACAAGAAUCAUUGGUAGAUGCUGAAAAUAAUAUAUAUGAAAUUGUUUAUGAUUUUAAAGGGCGUGGAUUUUCAGUUUUAUCUAUUGGAGAUUCAACUUUUAAAAAGAGUCAAGUUUAUUAUGUAAAUAGUUAUUUUUCAAUUAAUCCAUUUUCAGUUAUAGAUUAUAAAGCUCCAACAAUAUUACCUGUUUUAAUAGAAAAUAUUACAUUUUUAAAAAAUUAUAUUGAUGUGGCAAAUAAAUCAGUUGAUAAUAUAAUUUAUUUCAAUUAUAAUGGUACUCAAGCCCAUAGUGAUCCUUCAGCUUCAUUCUCACUUUUUAUUUUAAAUAGUAAUACCACAGAAUCUAAUAUAGUUUUCGAUAGUUUAAAGUUUGCAACUUGGAAUUCAACAAUUUCAAAAUAUCAAAUUAAAUUUACAGUUCUUGCAAACACUAGACCUGGUCCACUCAGUUUCUUUUUAAUGUGUGGUUAUCAAUCUUCAAUAACAAAUGAUAUGUUUCCUUUAUCAUCACAACUAUUUAUUGUUUCUAAACAUUUCGAUGCGUAUGGACCAAUAUUUAGUAAUAUUGAAAAAAUUAAUUCACCAAAUGAAUUUGGUUGGAAAUUUACAAUAGAUGAUCCAAUUAAUGGUUUUGAUUAUGGUGAUAUUAUAGUGAGAGGUGAAAUGGAUAGUUCAACUUAUAAAUUCCAUUUAACAACUCAAAAUUUAACAAGAGGUGAUAAAUUUAAUGGUGAUUAUCAAAUUAAUAUAACUUUACCAAGUAAAUGUGCAUCUCAAAAUUAUAUUAUCACACAAGUUAAAUUAUAUGAUACUCAAGGCUUUUCAGGUGAAUUUUAUGUAGUUGGUGAAAUGGAUGGUAUUAAAAAUGUAUUUAUAAAUUAUUUAUCAGAUCCAACAAUAAAUAAAGUAUAUAAAACAUGUAGUGGUGAAAAUGAUGGUAUCGAUAGUUCACCACCAAUUUUAACUUCAUUCAUACCAAUAUUAAAACAAAAUAGUGAUGGUACUCAAUACUUAUCAUUCAACUUUGAAGCAGUAGAUAUUGAAAGUGGUUUAAAAGAUAAACAAUAUCCAGUUGUUUAUAUUGAAACAAUAGAAGUACAAACACUUGAAUGUGUAUCAUCUAUUAUUUCAAUAAACGAAACAGCUGCAACCUAUACAUGUACUAUCGAUUUACCAAUAGGAUUUGGAUACAAUUCAGAUAUUAUUUUCAGUGUUUAUGGAUUCAUUAAUAAUGGCGGUUAUUAUAGCGGAUAUUCAAGCGAAUCACUAAAUAAUUUAUCUUUUAUAUAUACAAUUAAUAAUAUAACUUUUAAUAAAGUAAUACAAAUCACAAAAUGCAGUAAAUUUAAUUCAUUUGAUAGCGAGUUAUGGAUAACAGGUAGAUGUUUCAAUUCAACGCAACAAGUAUAUGUAAAAUAUGAAGGAGACUCAAGCUUUAAUCAAAUAGUACCAACUACAGUUUAUUGGAGUGCAAUUUUUAUUAAAAAUAUUAAACCAACCGAUAAACCAUUCAUUAUCAAAGUUUCAGACCUACCACUCACAUCAAAUGAAUUCACUGUCAAUCCAAUAGUUUAUAAUUUUAUAGAUCCAACACCAACACAAACACCAAUACCUACAUCAUCACCAAUGCCAACGAAUAAACCACAAACAUGUUUAGGUGAACCAGUAUGUGGUGGAUCAAAACAAGGUUUUUGUUCAUCAAGUGGAUGUAUUUGUUAUCCACCUUGGAUUGGUAAUGAUUGUAAUUCACAAGUUAUAAUUAUACCACAACCAUCAACAAAUACAUCACAACCAUCAACUGAAUUACCAAUUAUCGAUAACAAUAAUCAAACAUCAAAUAGUACAAAUUAUUUAUUCAAAUCAUUGAUUUCAAUUGUAUCAUUAAGAGAAUUAGAUUUUAAUUCAAAUCAAGUUAAUUUAUAUACAUUUGAUAAAUGGAUUUAUACACCAAUUAAUAAUAUUAAAAGUCAAUACUUUACAAGUAUUCAAAGUGGUGAUACAAAAUCAACAAAUACAUUAACAACCAAUAUUACUGUAACUUUAGAAUGGUUCAAUCAAACGACAAUUAUUCAAUUCGCAAAUAAUAAUAUAACAAUGAAUCCAUCAAGUAUUAAAUAUACAAUUGAAAUUACAGAAUAUAAAUUUUUAAAACAAUUAAAUAGUCUUCAACUUGUAAUGUCAGCAUUAUUCGAAUCAUCAACUUCCAAAGAUACUUGUUCAUUAAAAGUAUUUGGAGAUACAAGCGAUGGUGAUAAUUCAAACUUCUUUAAAAUUCAAAUUGAUGAUCAUUCACUUUAUGGUAGAUUCAUUAAAAGAGCAAUCAUCGAUUCAAAAGUGUCUUCAAUUGAAAAUCAAUUAUUAGAUUCAAAAAUGAACUCAAUUCAAACAUCAUCAGUAUCACAAUCAUUCAUUGGUAUUACAAUACCAAACUAUAAACAAUCAAUAAUUAUUGAUCCAGACUUUUCAGUAUUAGUAGAUAGUAAACCAGUAUCAAAUAAUGAUAAUAAUUCAAUUUGUACAUCAAAUAAAUCAAAACUAACAAGUGCUCAACUCGCUGGUAUUAUUAUUGGUUCUAUUGCUUUUGCCACUGUAGUUAUUGUAUCAGUUGUUUACUUGGUUGUGAAAAACAGAAAAUCAAAAAAAUUCCAAAGAAAAGUACAAAAGAAAUUACAAACAAUUAACUGA